CUGCGGCCUGUGCUGCAGCUGCCGGGCACCGGGCCGAGUCAACCUGUUGUUUGGAGUUGCUGGAGGAGCAGCUGCAGCAGGAGGCGGGCAGCGGGGCCCGCACAACCCCCGCACGGCGCGGCCCAAGGCGCCUGCAGCAAGUUUGCGGCGCGCGUGGCCAGUGGCACAGUCUCCGGCCCGAGGCAGACAGCGCGCGGCGGGCGGGCGGCAGUCCGUCCGUCUAUCUGUUUGUCCGUCCAUCCCGGCAGAAGCUCCAACCGACUCCUUUGGUCCCCUGGCAGCGAAUUGGUCCCAAGGCAGCCGUUCCCGAUGCACCGGCUCGUGGUCCUGUGCGCCCUGGUGUGCUCCAACUUUUGCAGCGCACGGGACGCUUCGGCCGCUCCGCAGAGCGCAUCUCUGCGGGCGCUGCGCCACGCCAACCUUCGGCGCCACGAGAGCAAUCACCUCACAGACUUGUACCGGAAGGAUGAGACCAUCCAGGUGACAGGCAAUGGGCACCUGCAGAGUCCCCGCUUCCCCAGCACCUACCCGCGGAAUUUGCUCCUCACCUGGCGGCUCUACUCCCAGGAUCACACGAGGAUCCAGCUGGCCUUCGACAAUCAGUUUGGGCUGGAGGAAGCGGAAAAUGAGAUCUGCAGGUAUGAUUUUGUGGAAGUUGAAGAUGUCUCUGAGACAAGCACCGUACUCCAAGGACGCUGGUGUGGACACAAGGAAGUCCCUCCAAGGAUAACAUCAAGGACAAACCAAAUUAAAAUAACCUUCAAGUCUGAUGACUACUUUGUGGCUAAACCUGGCUUCAAGAUUUAUUAUUCUUUUGUGGAAGAUUUCCAACCCGUGGCUGCCUCAGAGACCAACUGGGAGUCAGUCACAAGUUCCAUCUCAGGGUUAUCCUAUCACUCUCCAGCAGUCACGGAUCCCACACUCAUGGCGGACAUGCUGGACAAAACAGUCUCACAGUUUGAUACAGUGGAAGAACUACUCAAGUACCUCAACCCAGAAUCAUGGCAGGACGACCUUGAAAAUCUGUUCUUGGACACCCCUCAUUAUCGAGGGCGAUCAUAUCAUGACAGGAUGUCAAAAGUGGACCUGGACCGACUCAACGACGAUGUGAAGCGUUAUAGCUGUACCCCCCGAAACUUUUCAGUCAGCCUGAGAGAGGAACUAAGGCUGAGCAAUGCUGUGUUCUUCCCUCGGUGCCUAUUGGUACAACGCUGCGGGGGCAAUUGUGGGUGUGGCACACCUGGAUGGAAGUCCUGCACCUGUUCUUCAGGGAAAACCGUGAAGAAGUACCAUGAGGUCUUAAAGUUUGAGCCUGGCCAUUUCAAGAGGCGAGGCCGAACCAGUAAGUACAUGGGCCUUGUUGACAUCCAGUUGGAGCACCACGAGCGAUGUGAUUGCAUCUGCAGCUCAAGACCACCUCGAUAAAAGUCUGUGCCUCUUUCAUUCUAAGCACAGCAGAACAUUGAGAGAGAAGGGUGUGAUAAGAAUCCCUUUCCUCAGCAGCAGCUGAAUUAUCUGGCCAAACAAUGAACGCAGUGGUUGCUGAGUUUCAACAUAGCUUUGUUAGCAUGGUGGCAAGUAUCAAGGCCUAUCACCAACUUGUCUAGCCAAAAAUAUAGGAUUGCAUUUAAUAAUAGCAUCUGAGGAUAUGUGUAUGUACCUAGAUAUAUCCAUAUACAUACCCAUGUCAAUGUGUAAAUAGAUGAAGUGGUUUAUUCUGUAUAUAUAUACAGGUGCAUCAAAGCCUUGGUGUGCUUGACCUUUAUCAUCUUUUCAUUACAUAAGGGCCAUACUAAAUAUAUUAAACAUAACUUUAGAAUAUUCAAAA
This is a messenger RNA of Suncus etruscus (white-toothed pygmy shrew), 1828 nucleotides long. It is a transcript of the gene PDGFD, whose product is annotated as platelet derived growth factor D. The transcript has 7 exons. Gene Ontology annotation, molecular function: platelet-derived growth factor receptor binding; growth factor activity. Gene Ontology annotation, biological process: positive regulation of ERK1 and ERK2 cascade; positive regulation of cell migration; positive regulation of phosphatidylinositol 3-kinase/protein kinase B signal transduction. The record is from RefSeq and is a predicted model, not a curated record. The coding region runs from base 310 to 1425 and encodes 371 amino acids. Gene Ontology annotation, cellular component: membrane. Lineage: Eukaryota; Metazoa; Chordata; Mammalia; Eulipotyphla; Soricidae.